CUUCCGGUGAACUCCAGAGCAUGUGUGCGCUCCGGGCAGGAGGUUGGCGUUGUGGCGGCCGCGUGAGCCUGGUGCGCCUUGCUGUCGCACGAUGUCCCAAGUACUCACGAGACUCAAGGGCGGCAACCAUGGAACCAUUACCUUCCAUUCCCGCCACUACGGCGCCUCGCUGGCGGCCUUCGUGGGGCUGGCGGCGGGUCACGGCUACUGCUACUGCUACAACCUGGCCUUCACGCACGCCUUGUUUGUGCGCUGCGAGCUGCUGCACCCGCUGGACCGGGCGCUGGAGCUGCCGCCGGAGACACAGGCGCGCGGCUUCACGCUGCACAAGCCAGACCCGCUCAGCAGUUGCGGAGCCGGGAAAGUGUGAGGGCUGGCGUUGGUGUGCUGGGCACGCAGGGACAGGGGCAAUCCUAGGGUCGUGAAAAGCGUGGAGGGCUAAACGCCUCAGGGUGCUCAGCCCAAAAACUAGUCGAGUGGCCGCAUCAGGGUGGUAGCAUGAGCCUCAGGAAGCCCUUGAUUAACCCAGAACAUGAUAUCGAGAGCGUGGUAGCUAAGGCGGACAUAUUGACGUCGCAAACAAUGGGAAUGGGCAAGGAUGCGGGGAUGGGGAUAUUGGGUUUAUGC
Molecule: messenger RNA, 627 nt
Organism: Chlamydomonas reinhardtii
Lineage: Eukaryota; Viridiplantae; Chlorophyta; Chlorophyceae; Chlamydomonadales; Chlamydomonadaceae
Exons: 3
Coding region: 92-370 (92 amino acids)
Source: RefSeq, a predicted model, not a curated record